Messenger RNA from Benincasa hispida (wax gourd), 1211 nucleotides. Its product is annotated as epoxide hydrolase 1. The record is from RefSeq and is a predicted model, not a curated record. Gene Ontology annotation, molecular function: catalytic activity. Lineage: Eukaryota; Viridiplantae; Streptophyta; Magnoliopsida; Cucurbitales; Cucurbitaceae.
UGGGCCUUCCAAAUGAGGCCAUCCCCACAUACACACACACAAAAAACCUUCCUAUUUUAACUCAACCUAGAGACAGAGAUAAUGAACAAAAACAAAACUCAUCAAUGAACAAGAUCCAACACUCAACCAUCCCCACCAAUGGCAUUAACAUCCACGUCGCUUCCAUUGGUUCCGGUCCGGCGGUUCUAUUUCUCCACGGCUUCCCGGAGCUCUGGUACUCAUGGCGCCACCAGCUCCUCUUUCUCGCUUCCAAAGGCUUCCGAGCCAUAGCCCCUGACCUCCGCGGCUUCGGCGACUCCGAUGUCCUGCCGUCUCCCUCCUCCUAUACCCCUCACCACAUCGUCGGCGACCUCAUUGGCCUCCUCGAUCAUCUCGGAAUCGAUCAAGUUUUCUUGGUUGGCCACGAUUGGGGCGCUAUGAUGGCUUGGUACUUUUGCCUUUUCAGGCCAGAUCGAGUCAAAGCUUUGGUCAACUUGAGUGUCCAUUACACUCCUCGGAAUCCGUCAAUCUCGCCUCUCGCCGGCGUCCGCCUGUUGCUCGGCGAUAAUUUCUACUUUUGUAAAUUUCAGGAACCUGGAGUAGCGGAAGCCGAUUUUGGAUCUGUAGAUACGGCUACAAUGAUGAAGAAAUUCCUGACGAUGAGAGAUCCAAGCCCUCCGAUUAUACCUAAUGGAUUUAAAACACUAGCGACUCCAGAAACAUUACCUCCAUGGUUAACAGAAGAAGAUAUCGAUUAUUUCGCCUCCAAAUUCGGCAAAACUGGCUUCACAGGCGGAUUCAACUACUAUCGUGCUACUGACUUAAGUUGGGAGCUUACAGGGCCAUGGACUGGGGCACAGAUCAAAGUUCCUACGAAAUUCAUAGUGGGGGAUCUGGAUAUGGUGUACCAUUUACCAGGUGCGAAGGAGUAUAUUCAUGGCGGCGGAUUCAAGAAGAAAGUACCGCUUCUGGAAGAAGUGGUGGUGAUAGAAGGAGCAGCUCACUUCAUUAACCAAGAAAAAGCAUAUGAUAUAAGCUCCCUCAUCUAUGAUUUCAUCAAAAAGUUCUGAAUUUCUGAAUAUUUCUCUGCUUUUCCUUUCCAUGCGGAAGUUCAAUGACAAACAACUCUUCAACAUCAUAUCAUAUCUGUUGUGGUAUGGAUAUUCAAGCAGAUUUUAUGUUUUCAGAUUUAUUAAAUUUAGCGAAUAUAGACCGCAUUCAAUUUCUGAAAA